Messenger RNA from Populus trichocarpa (black cottonwood), 1409 nucleotides. RefSeq lists its product as uncharacterized. The record is from RefSeq and is a predicted model, not a curated record. Gene Ontology annotation, molecular function: RNA binding. NCBI's taxonomy places the organism in Eukaryota, Viridiplantae, Streptophyta, Magnoliopsida, Malpighiales, Salicaceae. The transcript has a single exon. The coding region runs from base 703 to 1065 and encodes 120 amino acids.
UUUGGUUUGAUGAUGGGGUAAUUAGACCUUUAAUUUCCCCCCUCUUGGAAGGAUGAACUGUUUCGUACUUAAGAUGUAUCAUAUUUGUACAUCUUUUUUCACAUUCGUGCUGGGACUCGUUUUGUCCAGUCACUAUGAUAUAGUUCCCACGGUUGCUCUAGAUACAGCUUCAACAGGAUGUUGCGGAAGUAAAGUCAAAUACAAUUCGAACUUGUAUAGGAAUCCGAGUCACCCUUUUUCAAAAGAGAAGGGGAACGAACCACUGAGGCUUGCGUCAAGCAGCAUAACCAACUUAAGAUCAUGAACCGUAGUUUCCAACGUAACCUCCAGUUUUGGAGUGUAGGAAGAGUGUCUCAAGCUGGAUAAAGCUGCUUGAGCUCUUGCCAAAGGAUCAUGUUCACAACUUAUCAGACAACAUAUUCUGUUCCUGCAACUCAGAAUUGUGUAUCAGCAAGCCGAGGAAUAUUCUAAAGAGACAAGCUUAUAUUGGUUCCAAUAUACUUUAUUGGCGGCAGAAAUCUCAACACUUCUCAAACUUCUGCCAUAAUAAUAUAACUCGAAGUGCUUCCACUUGUGAUUUGAUCGAAAUUCCUAUUAGCCCCUUAAGUACUCGGUCUUCGUAUCACGCCAGGAAGCAGCAGAAGAGAGCAGCAAAUGCAGGAAUUUUGAUUGAUUGAUAGAAACGAGACGAAACGAAACAAUAUGGCGGCACAGCAGCAAGUACAGAAGAACACCCUAUACGUAGGAGGAUUAGCUGAGGAAGCAAACGAAUCAAUACUCCACGCCGCUUUCAUUCCUUUUGGUGACAUUAAAGAUGUCAAAACCCCUUUAGAUCAAGCUAAACAGAAACACCGCUCUUUUGGCUUCGUUACUCUCCUCGAAAGAGAGGUCGCUGUUGCUGCCAUGGGCAAUAUGGACGGCGCUGAGCUCUAUGGUCGUGUCCUCACCGUUAAUUACGCCUUGCCCGAGAAGAUUAAGGGUGGUGAACAGGGUUGGGCUGCCCAACCAAGCAAGUAUUUCUCUUUGAUUCUUUCUUUUUUGUUGGUUUUGAACCCUAAUUCUUGAACUUGAGUUAAAUUAUGGUUUUUAAGAGCAAUUGCCAUGUCCCCCCCCCCCCCCCUAGAGGUUUAGGGUUUAUGGGGCUAUUGGAAAUUUUGUAUUUUUAAGUUGAUGGAAGAGCGAAUACACGUUAGGUUUGUUAACGAAAAGCGACGUUCUUUGUACAUGUGAAGGGAUGCAAGGUGUGGUGAUUUUGAUUGAGUUAGCCUGAAUCUGUUGACAAUGGUGGCUUGGGCUGAUUAUUAAUUCCAGUGUACUUGCAUGUUCUAGGACGUUGCUACAUUAUGUUGGCGCUGGCUUCAGUUUUUAGGCGUUCGAUUUGAGGUAGGAAAGGAAAAACAUUGCAUCAC